GGAGGAGGAGGAGGAGGAGGAGGAGGACCCAGGGGAAGAUUCGCCUCGAGGGACAUCCGGUACUUCCCCGACGACGAGGCCGACGCGGGGGCCCCGAGAGGCGGCCCCGGGCGAGGCCGCGGCGGCUACGGGCCGAGGCAUCCGCACGAGGAGGGCGAGGACGGCGGCAGAGAUCGCCCACGGGGGAGGGGCAGGGGGGGCUUCGAGCACCGAGGCAGAGGGAGAGGAAGGGGUCGCGGCCAGCAGAAGGAGUACGAGCGGUGGAAGGCGGAGCGGGAGGCCAUCGACGAGGCCAGGCUGAUCCGGAGCCGCACGCACGGGGGCGGCUGGAGGAGGGAGUGGGAUAAUGAUAAGCUCGAUCAAGGAAAUAUUGAAGACAGUGAGCCAUUUUAUGAUCCUAGAUAUCCCAGAAGUAAAGGGGAAGGCUUCAAGUUGGCAGACUACAUGACAUCAGGUGAGGGCGAAGACAAGGGGGCUGGAGUGCAGGAGGGGCUGGGGGAGCACAGGCCAACAAGAGGCCGUGUAUCCAGGGGGAAGUACAGGGGUCAAGGUCGCUACAUUGACCCAGAGCUGAAUGCACAGAAGCAUGAGGAGGAAAUCAUGGCUGAGCUUGACCCCGACGCGGUCUUUGGUCGUAGGCGGAUUGAGGGCCAUGGGGACUCCUUUACCAUCUCUGUCUCCAACACCACUCACAGCUCUGCUGGUGAGAAAGAGCCAGAAGUACUUGGUAAAUUUGUGCGGGUAGGCUCUGGGCGUAUGGGACAGGGUAAGAGGAGUCCUCCCCAAAAUGAACAUGGUGGAGGAGAUGAAAGAGGUGAGGGAGAGAGGCCACACUACCACGGGAGAGGACGUGGACAGAGACAUGCCAGAGGAAGGGGACGUGGCCAGGGACGUGGAUACUUUAAUAAUAAGGAGAAUUCUCCGUACACCUGGGUGAGGCCUAGUGGAGCACCUGCUCAGACUUCCUCAUUUGCCGUCAGCUCCCAAAAGUCAAUGGAGCAAGAUGCAUCAGAUGCUCCGAUCCCAGUGGCAGCAUCAGAAAGUAAAGCCGAUAAUAAUGCAAUAAAACCAGGUGCAGAAAAGAUAGUAGAAAGCAACCUUAAACCAGACACCAACCAGGAAGGAAAUACCAUUGAUGAAAAUAGUCAGAUUGAGUCGAAGGAAAAGGGGGAAAGUGGCCUAUUGCAAGAGGAAAUUGGGGAGAAUUUUGAAGGCAGUGAAGAUGCAGCAAAAGAAGAGGAGCUAGAUGAUUAUGAAGAUGAAGAAGUUUAUGAGGAAGCAGAAGAGGAAUAUUAUGAAGAAGAUUACCAUGAAGCAGAAGAGGAGGAGUUGAAAGGGGAAGAGGAAGAAACUGAGGAAGAUUUAGGGGCCACAGAGAUCAAGGAAAAUCUUCCAGCAGAAGUAGAAUCUGCUCCAAUUCAGAGAGAAGAGGGAAAAGUUGAAGAGGAAGACAGCAAACAAGAUUCUAAGGCCAGAACAGACAAGGAAGAUCAUGAACCUGAAUCUCAGCCUGUACCUGUUGAUGUGCCGGAAGCAGAGAAGCAGAACACAGAUGAGAAUGAAGGGAAAGAGAAAGAAACUUUGGAUGUCAAAAGUGAACCGAAAGAAUGUGCUAUACAGUCAGAACAAGAGUUGGUAAGUAAGGAUGAAAGUCCAGGUAAGAAUAACGAGCAGGAUGUCAAGGAGAAUACAGAACAAGAAGGAGAAUGUCCCAGGGUGGCUGAUGGUGAGGCAGUUAGUGAGGCAGCUGGUAAGGACAAGGCAGGGGAUGAGGAGAAGGAGAGCAGCAUUGUGGAGGAUAAUGCUGAAACAGAGGAAUGUCCUAUUGAAGUGGGCAAGGAAGUGAGUGCUGAUGAUGACAUCACCAUUGAUGAAGAGGGAACAAGUGUUGAGAAGGAAUCGGAUUCAAAAUCCAAUAAAGAUGAAGAUGCUCAAAUUGAGAACCAGCCCAAAGAUGCAGCCAGUGAACUGCCUGAACCAGAAUCUGGGAAGGAGAGGCCCUCAAAGCUUGAAGUCAGCGAGGGGAAGGGUGAAGACAGCACUGCAGUAGGUGCUGCUGCUAUUUCUAGUGAAGCUGCUGAGCCACAGGCUGGAGUUAAAGUAAGUGAGAGUGAGAAAAAGACAGAAGGCCUGGUGAAGCUUACCCCAUCCCCUACAAAAACAAAUGAGGGAGAGAAAAAGCCUGAAAGUCGACUGACCCCAUCUUCCUCUCCAACAAAGACAGAAGAACUUGUUCGUAACAUUGAAUGGAAAUGAUAUGAUGGUUUAGAAAACACAGUAUAGGGUUGUUUUGCUGUUAAAAGAAAUGAGCAAUGAGUCAUGUCUCUGUCUCCUACAUAGUGUCACAUCUUGGUUUCUAAUACAGUAGCUAUGACUGCUGUGUAUACUAGAUAAAUUUACAUUAACACUAUCAGUGUACAUCAUGAAAUUACGUUACCUCAUUUGCAGCUUCAGAGAAUAUGAGUGAAUACUUGUAAAGCUAAGUUUGGGUUUCAUUUACAAGUUGUGCUGUGAUGGUGCAGAGUAUUCCAGUUCUUUAUCAAGAGGCUUUACACUCCAUUAUAGUUUUUAAGGAGAGUCAUGAUUGAAUUUAACCAUUUUCUAUGUCAGGUACUACCCAUCAUAGUUUUCUGAAUCAUGUAUGUUUUCAUGACAGUGAAGUUAUAUUUAUGAAAGUAGAACUAGAUUGUGUAUAUACAAUUUGUUUAUAUCUAAAGUAUUAGGCUUGUAGUCGAGUCAUUGUGUAUAACUUACUUUAUGCAUGUUUUCCCCUUUCCAUUUUUAUAUCUUUAAUGUCAUAAUUGAUAAGCUAAAUAAAUUUACAUGUGUUUACUCAUAUACAUAUAUUUUUUAUUUAUCUAUUUAUUUAUUUUGCAUGUUUCACAAGUAUGUUUACCUUUUAUUCUUUUGUGUUUACUCCGUUGGUGUACUGAUAUCAGCUUUUUAUUUUUAUUAAUCUCAUGAAAGCACAGGUAUAGCCUAUAUCUAAUACAGAUUAUGUAUGGGUGUGUUAAAGUUCCUUCUGUUUUUUUAAGUCUGCUCGUUCACUUUGUUUUAUUUUAUGUGAAUAUUUUUGUCCUUGUGUGAAUAGAAGUGUGGGUGAUUGUUUGAAUUAAAAUGCGUUAGCAAUAUAUAGUUAGACAACAGAAUUUUUAUUCAGAAUCCGCUUGAGUAAAUAUAUCCUGUCAAGGGACAUGCAUUGGCAGCUUAUUCAAAGUGGAAUGUGGAUUUCUAGCUUAUGUGCAUGUGUGUGUGCUCAGAUGCAUGUUUAUAAAGAUAUUUAUGCAUAGAGAUAAGAUAUUUCCCAUUUUUUAAAUACAUAGCAUAACACCACAUUAAACCCAUUGUAACGCAUCACAUUACAUUCACAUUGUGUGCUAAUGAUGCAAAAACCAGCAUGCAAGCAAAUGCAAUCAUGCAAACACAACUCAUAAAUUCAUUCUGCCUCUUUAAAGUGUCAGUCCUGUUUCAGUUUAGAAAACACAUUAUUAUAUUGAACUGAUGGCAUUGAGCUUUUAACUUGUGUACUGUAAUCUAAACACACUGGAGUAAGAAGUUGGAAACCAGCUUUGAACACUGGGUUGUGGAACUUGGAAAAAAAUGUAAGAAAGAAAAAAAAAAUGUAAAGUGGCACAUAGCUGAUGUUUGAUGUGAUGUAAUUAUGUAGGUGCCUUAAAGACUGCUUAGCUCUCUGCCUCUCUUUUUUUGGUUAUCUUUUACACAUUCAUAAUAUCCGUUAAUUACACUGUUAUCAAAUCUUUCUUCUUUUAAAGGGUUUAAAGACUUGUGUGACGUGAGUGGGAUUAGGGUGCACUUAGCUGAGAAAUGAGCUUUUGGCUUGAGAAGUCUAUAACAAAAGUGCCUUGAUGUAGUAUCCAUUGUCCAGUACUGGCAAAAUAGGCUUUAUAAUAAUAAUUUAUUAUUCUUCUUCUUCAGUUUUCUUUUUUAUUGGUAUAGGUAUGUUUUAGUUUCAUAUUGCAGGCAAAAGUGUUAGGGGUUUUGGUUGAUUUAUUAUUUUGUAUAUCAUGGGAUGGGUGUGUGCACUUGUGUUUAGCAACACGUAAUUGUUAACAAGCAUAUAUAAAUGCAAAAUAGCCUUACAUGUUUUGAUAUGCUUAAUCAGUGUCAAAUACACGUGAAACCAUACACAUGGAUACUUAAACAUAUUAUAUACUGUAUAUGUGUACUCAUAUGCAUGUAAAAGGAAUCCUAAUCAGUAUGUAUGUGUGUAUGUAUGCAUGUAUGUACAAUUAUUUGAAAAAUAUAAAGCUAUACAGUCACUAGUCUUACAGUAUUCUCAUACCUAAAACAUGAUUUAUUGAGUCACAUCAAUAUUUAUAGCAGUUUUCUCAACUGGUCACAAGACCCCAACUUGUCAUGACAGGAUUACAGUAGAUAUUAAAUUCAUACUGAUUGAUUGUAUGAUUAAAUUCCAAAACUGAUGUAAGUAUUGAUAUUUUCAUUUCAUAUAUGGUAAGUAAUUUUUUCUGGUAGUCUUAUAUACUUUGAAUAGGGUAAAAAAUCUUUAGAUCUGAACCUUUUGUCACUCUUCAUGGUAGACAAAAAAGAAAGAAAGAAGAAAAAGGAAAAUGAUAAAAAGCAGUCUAUGGGAUAAGGGUUUUACCAAGUAUUGUCAUGUGGCCAGUGUCCUUAGCCACAGUUUUUAGGGAAGGACAUGUUUUGUUUGUGUAGUGUGUGUGUGUGUGUCUGUGUAUGCAUGUGUGUGUGUUUGUUUGUGAGGCACCAGCAAAAGAAUGCGUUUUGAUAGAUGUUUUGACCCAUUGUAAUGUUAUUGCAAUUCUAACCAAGUUAUUAAAACUUUUGGAUUUAUUACUGUGAUGGUCUGGCAAUGUUGACUUAAGAAUCGCAUCAGGUUUGUUGAACUAAGCUUACAAAUUUUUCUUUUAUAACCAAACAUGUUAUGAAUAUAGAUUUAGAUAUAUUUUCUAUAUUGUUUCAUUAAAAAGAAUGUAUAAUGUAUAUGUAAUGUUUAUGGUUAUUUUAGGUAAUAGAUAUUGUCAUGCUGUAAAAAGCAAAAUAAAGAUAUUUAUUAAGAAAGGAUUUUUGAUGUUUAUAGAUUGAUUUCAAGGUUAUGAUAUUACUGUUUUCAUUGUUUUCAUUUUGUGUUCUUUUAAUUUAUUCAGCUAUUUGGU
Molecule: messenger RNA, 5153 nt
Organism: Penaeus vannamei (Pacific white shrimp)
Lineage: Eukaryota; Metazoa; Arthropoda; Malacostraca; Decapoda; Penaeidae
Source: RefSeq, a predicted model, not a curated record